AUGCUGUGUGCGGGCGGCAAGUUGGGCGAAGAUUCGUGCCAAGGCGACUCUGGUGGACCGUUGACGGUGGAAUCGAACGGGUCUGUCCAGUUGGUGGGUGUGGUCAGCUGGGGCGUCGGCUGUGGCAACCUGGGCAAUCCUGGCGUGUACAGCCGCAUCUCGAUCGCCCGCGACUUCAUUGAACCCUUCAUCACCACGUCCCCCGCCACUGGCUCUAAUACCACCAACCAUUCUGCCAGCCCCAUGACCCCUACUGCGGUCCCGAUUACCACGACCCCAACCAUGGCUCCUAUCACCACUGCCGAAGUACCUAUUACCACGACCCCAACCAUGGCUCCUAUCACUACUGCCGAAGUACCUACAGUGGCCCCCACAGUCACCCAUUCUGCCUGUUCCACGACCCCUACUGCGGUCCCGAUUAACCCGACCCCAACCAUGGCUCCUAUCACCACUGCCGAAGUACCUACUGUGGCCCCCACAGUCACCCCUACGACUGCCUCGCCGUCCAAGUGCAAUGGCUGCUCUACCUGCUUCUACCCUACGCUGAACCACUGCUUCCCCCCUGCAUACACCAAGCCGACCUGUGCCACGUUCGCGAGUUUGGGGGCGUUCUGGUGCGGCAACUAG
This is a messenger RNA of Aphanomyces astaci, 627 nucleotides long. RefSeq lists its product as hypothetical. The transcript has a single exon. Gene Ontology annotation, biological process: proteolysis. Bases 1 to 627 code for a protein of 208 amino acids. Gene Ontology annotation, molecular function: serine-type endopeptidase activity. NCBI's taxonomy places the organism in Eukaryota, Oomycota, Saprolegniomycetes, Saprolegniales, Verrucalvaceae. The record is from RefSeq and is a predicted model, not a curated record.